AUGCAGAACAUCCGCCUAGGCCGCGUGCUCAUCGACGGCAGAAGCUCGAUCAACCUCCUCUUCACUGACGCACUAGACGCCUUGCAGAUUCUGAGAAGCUCAUUGAGGCCAUCCCCACCUUUCUUCAGGAUCACUCUGGGCACCUCGGCCAAGCCGCUGGGGCAAAUCGAGUUGCCCAUCACGUUCGGCAAGCUAGACAACUUCAGGACCGAAAUAGUCCUUUUCGAUGUGGCUAACUUCGGGAUCGCGCAUAACGCGAUCCUAUUCCGACCAGUGAUGGCCCAAUUUAUGGACAUUACCCACUACGCAUACCAAGUGAUCAAAGUCCCUGUGCCAACAGGGGCCAUCACAACUACUAGCAGCGCUAAGACAACCCUGCACUGCGAUAAGGUGAGCCUAGACAUGGUCAAACUGACUCCCGGGUCGCAUCCCUUAACCACAGAACCCAGCGGACGGCCGGAGAAAGUCCAUACCAUCGCCUGCCUCGAUGAUCGGCUCAAGGCAGUGAGCCUGGACGACACCAACCCAACCAGGUCGGUCUAG
Messenger RNA from Phragmites australis (common reed), 543 nucleotides. RefSeq lists its product as uncharacterized. The record is from RefSeq and is a predicted model, not a curated record. The transcript has a single exon. NCBI's taxonomy places the organism in Eukaryota, Viridiplantae, Streptophyta, Magnoliopsida, Poales, Poaceae. The coding region runs from base 1 to 543 and encodes 180 amino acids.